CUCAGACAUCGGCACUUAAGCCACUGAAUUCCCCUCGCUAGAUAUUCUACACAUGCUCAAACUGGUUCUCUCCUCGGUUUACUUCCUUUUGAAAUGGCUACUUCUGAGGGUUUGCAAUUUGUUCAAUUCACGUUUCCCCCAUCACAACCGCAAUUUUGCAAAAGCAGUCCUCCCUGGUCUUCUAAACCCAGCGGUUUAAUCUCUUCACUCAACGCCAGCGACAUCCAGAGAAUACAAAAACAACCUACGGCUACCUUUUCCAGUUCUAAGUAUCAAAUUGAGGAAGAGAGAAAUACGGCAGCGAGAGUUGAAGCAGACACCCAUCCUCUACCUCUCGAAAAGCAGUCUCGAGCAAAUCUGCGCCCAAAGAUCUCAACUAAGGCCUCAAACGCAGGAUCUACACUUCAGCGCCUAGAACAGCCAGCUGUCCACUGGGCUGGACUGCAAGUCAAUCGAACACAAUCAGGGUUGGGUGAACCUCAAGAUGGUAGUCGAAAUCAAUCAGUGAUUCUCGAUAAUAGCCACAACCCAGUUGAAGGAAGUGCUGGGAAUGAAGCCAGUAACGCUUCCAGUGAUUGCGAUACUGGGCAUAUUGAACGGGUCGCAAGUCUGCACGACACUUCCACACCCUCAGAACUCGCCUCUGAGCCGCACGGCGUGCCCUCUAUUCCCGCACAAGCCCAACCCAACACUCUCCCCCAAUCAUUUAAGCCACUGGAAGACCAGAUCAACCAGCAAGAUGUCAACAUCACUCAGCGCACGUCAGUGGAUUCUGCGCUUCCCUCCAUUGCCAAGGCUUCUGACAGCGGCGAUGAUGGAUGGAACGAUGCGAACACUGCUGAACUAGAGAAGGAACUGGAGUUGGCUUUGGCAGAGCAACAAGCAGAGUCAUUAUCGGCCGGCACGUCUACCAUCCCAAGUCCUCACUCGCUCGAGGCACUACAAGACGAGAUCCAGAGUCGAGAACGCGAAACCAUCGAUAGUAUAUUGGAUAAGCUGCGAGAUGUUACUCGACGUGGUGGUCCGGCUCACGACCUUGAGUGUCGGGAGCCGCAGGAGACUCAAGUGGUGGAAGGAGGGGCCGUAGCGAUGCAGCAGCAGGAAGAGCUUGCGCAGCCGCCUGUGGGUGAUGUGCAGGACUUGGUCGAGGUCGAGAACGCAAACGACCAUGAAGACAAGGAGGCCACCGAAGCUCUGCCAGCUGCGCAACCCAAGAUCGACGAGCAGCGUUAUCGUCUGCGUGGGGUAAGAACUCGGCAGCUUGCUGGACAUCACACGAAAACAACCCAGUAUCGAGUUGUGUGGGGGGAACACUCUCAUAGAUCGGAUUCUUGGUUCAAUGAAGACGAAGUACGAAUGUCAAUGGCUUGCGAACCAUACUCUCACGAUUCGGCUCUACAGAUAAACAUCUGCCGAGUUCGCAAGAUGCACUCUAGCCUACACAAAGGCAGAAAUGUUUUCGAGUACAUAGUUGAUGCACUUGGUGUUAAUAACCCCUGGAUCGCUGAAGAUCAAUUAAGAAUCUCACUCAGCCCUGUAUUAGUUGCUAAGCUCAAAGCAUCUUCUCUUUAUCCCUUGAGCCAAGCACAGCGUGAGGUCCUCGUCAAACAUUCAACAACUCCAAUUAGUGACGAGUGGCACAAUACAUCACAAGCCUCUCGAAGCUCCUCUGCCCAAACCGACUCGGCACUAGGGCGAGGGGUCGAGCCUACGACGCGGAAGCGAGGACGCCGAGACAUAUGUACAGAGAUUAGCAGCGACACCUACUAUUCCGCGAACACCGAUAAUAGCCACAAUGCCUACGAUACUGACAAUGAGGACCCACGACCUACAAAGCGUCGAAAGCCACGCUCAGCACCUAUCGUAACUUCGCCUAUCCACCUCCGACAGUCUCCUCAGCCACUAACCACGGGAGUUGGAAUUGACGAGACGCAUUCUCAAGAUGAUGACGGAUGUUUGUCGACCUCCAUUGAAGAGCAGCAGCACUAUGUUUCACAAAUUUCUCGGGGUUCGUCUGCUGCAGCAGAGGCAGUACCGGCUGCUGCAUACCAAGAGUGGCCGUUACAUGGCUUCCUCAAGCGUACUAUGAUUGGGAAUGUCACGAGUUUCAAUCUUGAGUUUCAUCUGGUCAAUGUCGAAGAAGUCUUGGACCUUUCGAGCCCAUUUCAAGCGUUGGGACGUAACUUGGGUAUCGGAUUGUCAGCACCGUCCAAAAGCGUUCCUCACACUCUUAUCGCAUCUUCCAAGCAGUACAAUAUCACGUCGGGGCUGUCCAAAAAACGCGCACAGUCACAAGAAGCUCUAGUCUCUGACUGGGCUAUCUCAACACGGCGGGGAAAUGAAUUAAACAAGAGCCAAGAAAGUUUAUUGGCUAAAAUGAUUCAAGAGAACAAAACUUGGUCAGAGAUAAGACAACAUUUCCCGGAUCACCCAUUGCAGUUGCUAAAAGAUAAUUUCUUUAAGAACCAAGGGGGAAAGCCUCGGAAACGGGGUCGAAAGCCUGGUGUGAAGGUUGGUGGCGCGUGAGCCCAAGCUCCUCGGGGUUAUUAAUGCAUAGAUUGGAUCAAGAGGAUAUGCUGCGAGAGCCUAUCUGGAAUUCAAUUGCAUUUCUUUGGUCGAAGAU
Hyaloscypha bicolor E is the source of this 2623-nucleotide messenger RNA. RefSeq lists its product as uncharacterized. The transcript has 4 exons. The record is from RefSeq and is a predicted model, not a curated record. Lineage: Eukaryota; Fungi; Ascomycota; Leotiomycetes; Helotiales; Hyaloscyphaceae. The coding region runs from base 94 to 2526 and encodes 810 amino acids.